Molecule: messenger RNA, 6381 nt
Organism: Paramuricea clavata
Lineage: Eukaryota; Metazoa; Cnidaria; Anthozoa; Malacalcyonacea; Plexauridae
Source: the annotation of a GenBank genome assembly
AUGGUUCUUCACACUGAGAACAAGUUUCCUCACUCUGAGAACGAGGUUCCUCAUUCUGAGGACAAAGUUCCUCACUCUGAGGGCAAGGUUCCUCACACUGAGGACAAGUUUCCACACUCUGAGUACAAGGAUCUUCACUCUGAGGACAAGGUCCUCAGUCUUAGGACAAGGUCCUCACUCUGAGGACAAGGUUCCGCUCUCUGAAGGCAGUUUCCUCAGACAGAGGACAAGGUUCCUCGCACUGAGGACAAGGUUCCUCACUCUGAGGACAAGGUUCCUCACACUAAAGACAAGGUUCCUCACUCUGAGAACAAGGUUCCUCACUUUGAGGACAAGGUUUCUCAAUCUGAGGGCAAGGUUCCUCACUCUAAAAUCAGGUUAAAAAAGGUUCUUCACUCUGAGGACAAGGUUCCUCACUCUGAGGACAAGAUUCCUCACUCUCAGGAAAACGUUCCAAACACUGAGGACAAGGCUCCUCUCUGUGAGGACAAGGCGCCUCACUCUGAGGACAAGGUUCCUCACUGUGAAGAAGGUUCCUCACUCUGUGGAUAAGGUUCCUCACACUGAGGACAAGGUUCCUGACUCUGAGGACAACGUUCCACACUCUGAAGUCAGGUUCCUCACUCUGAGGACAAGGUGCCUCACUCUGAGGACAAGGUUCUUCACACUAAGGACAAGGUUCCGCGCUCUGAGAAGAAGGUUCAUGACUCUGAGGACAAGGUUCCUCACUCUGAGGACAAGGUUUCUCACUCUGAAGACAAGGUUCCUCACUCUGAAGUCAGGUUCCUCACUCUGAGGACAAGGUUCCUCACUCUGAGGACAAGGUUCUUCACACUGAGGACAAGGUUCCGGACUCGGAGAAGAAGGUUCAUGACUCUGAGGACAAGGUGCCUCACACUGAGGACAAGGUUCUUCACUCUGAGGACAAGGUUCCUCACUCUGAGGACAAGGUUCCUCAUUCUGAGGACAAGGUUCCUCACUCUGAGGACAAUGUUCCUCACUCUGAAGUCAGGUUCCUCACUCUGAAGACAAGGUUGCUCACUCUGAGGAAAAGGUUCUUCACACUGAGGAAAAUGAUCCACACUCUGACAAGAAGGUUCCUCACUCUGAGGACAAGGUUCUUCACUCCGAAGACAAGGUUCCUCACUUCGAGGACAAGGUUCCUCACUCUCAGGAAAAAGGUUCCUCACACUAACGACAAGGCUCCUGUCACCGAGGACAAUGUACCUCACUCUGAGGACAAGGUUCCUCAAUCUGAGGAGAAGGUUCUUCAUUCUGAGGAUAAGGUUCUUCACUCGGAGAACAAGGUACCUCACUCUGAAGACGAGGUUCCUCAUCCUGAGGACAAGGUUCCUCACACUAAGGACAAGGUUGCUCACUCUCACAACAAGGUUCCUCACUCUGAGAACAAGGUUCCUCACUCUGAGAACAAGGGUUCCUCAAUCUGAGGACAAGGUUCCUCACUCUGAGGGCAAGGUUCCUCACACUGAGGACAAGUUUCCUCACUCAGAGGACAAGGAUCUUCACUCUGAGGACAAGGUCCUCACUCGGAGGACAAGGUACUCACUCUGAGGACAAGGUUCCGCCCUCUGAAGUCAGGUUACUCAGACUGAGGACAAGUUUCCUCGCUCUGAGGACAAGGCUCCUCACUCUGAGGACAAGGUUCCUCACACUAAAGACAAGGUUCCUCACACUAAAGACAAGGUUCCUCACUCUGAGAACAGGGUUCCUCACUCUGAGGACAAGGAUUCUCACUCUGAGGACAAGGGUCCUCACUGUGAAAUCAGGUUCCUCACUCUGACGACAAGGUUCCUCACUCUGAGGACAAGAUUCUUUACACUGAGGUCAAGGUUCCGUACUCUGAGAAGAAGGUUCAUGACUCUGAGGACAAGGUUCCUCACUCUGCCGACAAGGUUCCUCACUCUUAGGAAAAGGUUCCUCACUCUGAGGACAAGGUUCAGCACUCUGAAGGCAGGUUCCUCACACUGAGGACAAGUUUCCUCGUCCUGAGGACAAGUUUCCUCACUCUGAGGACAAGGUUCCUCACACUGAGAACAAGGUUCCUCACUCUGAGGACAAUGUACCUCACUCUGAGGACGAGGUUCCUCACACUGAGGACAAGGUUCCUCACAUUAAGGACAAGGUUCCUCACUCUGAGAACAAGGUACCCCACUCUGAGGACAAGGAUUCUCACUCUGAGGACAAGGGUCCUCACCCUGAAGUCAGGUUCCUCACUCUGAGGACAAGGUUCCUCACUCUGAGGACAAGGUUCUUCACACUGAGGUCAAGGUUCCGUACUCUGAGAAGAGGUUCAUGACUCUGAGGACAAGGUUCCUCACUCUGACGACAAGGUUCCUCACUCUGAGGAAAAGGUUCAUCACUCUGAGGACAAGGUUCAGCACUCUGAAGGCUGGUUCCUCACACUGAGGACAAGUUUCCUCGUCCUGACGACAAGUUUCCUCACUCUGAGGAUAAGGUUCCUCACACUGAGGACAAAGUUCCUCACUCUGAAGACAAUGUACCUCACUCUGAGGACGAGGUUCCUCACACUGAGGACAAGGUUCCUCACACUAUGGACAAGGUUCCUCACUCUGAAAACAAGGUUCCUCACUCUGAGAACAAGGUUCCUCACUCUGAGGACAAGGUUCCUCACUCUGAGGGCAAGGUUCCUCACACUGAGGACAAGUUUCCUCACUCAGAGGACAAGGAUCUUCACUCUGAGGACAAGGUCCUCACUCGGAGGACAAGGUACUCACUCGGAGGACAAGGUUCCGCCCUCUGAAGGCAGGUUACUCAGACUGAGGACAAGGCUCCUCACUCUGAGGACAAAGUUCCUCACACUAAAGACAAGGUUCCUCACACUAAAGACAAGGUUCCUCACUCUGAGAACAAGGUUCCUCACUCUGAGGACAAGGAUUCUCACUCUGAGGACAAGGGUCCUCACUCUGAAGUCAGGUUCCUCACUCUGAGGACAAGGUUCCUCACUCUGAGGACAAGGUUCUUUACACUGAGGUCAAGGUUCCGUACUCUGAGAAGAAGGUUCAUGACUCUGAGGACAAGGUUCCUCACUCUGCCGACAAGGUUCCUCACUCUGAGGAAAAGGUUCCUCACUCUGAGGACAAGGUUCAGCACUCUGAAGGCAGGUUCCUCACACUGAGGACAAGUUUCCUCGUCCUGAGGACAAGUUUCCUUACUCUGAGGAGAAGGUUCCUCACACUGAGAACAAGGUUCCUCACUCUGAGGACAAUGUACCUCACUCUGAGGACGAGGUUCCUCACACUGAGGACAAGGUUCCUCACACUAAGGACAAGUUUCCUCACUCUGAGGAUAAGGUUCCUCACACUGAGGACAAAGUUCCUCACUCUGAGGACAAUGUACCUCACUCUGAGGACGAGGUUCCUCACACUGAGGACAAGGUUCCUCACACUAAGGACAAGGUUCCUCACUCUGAAAACAAGGUUCCUCACUCUGAGAACAAGGUUCCUCACUCUGAGAACAAGGGUUCCUCAAUCUGAGGACAAGGUUCCUCGCACUGAGGACAAGGUUCCUCGCACUGAGGACAUGGUUCCUCACAGUGAGAACAAGGUUCCUCACGCUGAGAACAAACUUCCUCACUCUGAUGACAAGUUUCCGCCCUCUGAAGGCAGGUUCCUCAGACUGAGGACAAGGUUCCUCACUCUGAGAACAAGGUUCCUCACUCUGAGGACAAGGUUUCUCACUCUGAGGACAAGGUUCCUCACUCUGAAGUCAGGUUCAUAACUCUGAGGACAAGGUUCCUCACUCUAAGGACAAUGUUCUUCACACUGAGGACAAGGUUACGCACUCUGACAAGAAGGUUCAUGACUCUGAGGACAAGGUUCCUAACUCUGAGGACAAGGUUCCUCACUCUGAAGAAAAGGUUCCUCACACUGAGGACAAGGCUCCUCACCCUGAGGACAAGAUUCCUCACACUGAGGACAAGGUUCUUCACUCUGAUGACGAGGUUCCUCACUCUGAGGGCAAUGUUGCUCACUCUGAAGUCAGGUUCCUCACUCUGAAGACAACAUUCCUCACUGUGAGCACAAGGUUCUUCACACUGAGUACAAUGGUCCACCCUCUGGCAAGAAGGUUCCUCACUCUGAGGACAAGGUUCCUCACUCUCAGGAAAACGUUCCUCACACUGAGCCAAGGCUCCUCUCUCUGAGUACAAGGUUCCUGACUUUGAGGACAAGCUUCCUCACUCAGAGGAGAAGGUUCCUCACUCUGAGGAUAAGGUUCCGCACUCUGAGAAGAAGGUCAUGGCUCUGAGGACAAGGUUCCUCACUCUGAGGACAACGUUUCUCACUCUGAGGACAAGGUUCCUCACUCUGAAGUCAGGUACCUCACUCUGAGGACAAGGUUCCUCACUCUGAGGACAAGGUUCUUCACCCUAAGGACAAGGUUCCUCACUCCGAAAACAAGGUUCCUCACACUGAGGACAAGGUUGCUCAAUCUGAGGACAAGGUUGCUCACUCUGAGGACAAGGUUCCUCACUGUGAGGACAAGGUUCCCCACCCUGAGGACAAGGUUCCUCACUCUGAAGAAAAGGUUCGUCACACUGAGGACAAUGCUCCUCACUCUGAGGACAAGGUUCCUCACACUGAGGACAAGGUUCUUCACUCUGAGGACGACGUUCCACACUCUGAGGACAAUGUUCCACACUCUGAAGUCAGGUUCCUCACUCUGAAGACAAUGUUCCUCACUGUGAGGACAAGGUUCUUCGCACUGAGGACAAGGGUCCACCCUCUGACAAGAAGGUUGCUCGCUCUGAGGACAAGGUACCUCACAUUGAGGACAAGGUUCUUCACUCUGAGGACGAGGUUCCUCACUCUGAGGACAAGGUUCCUCAUUCUGAGGACAAGGUUCCUCACUCUGAGGACAAUGUUCCUUACUCUGAAGUCAGGUUCCUCUCUCUGAAGACAAUGUUCCUCACUGUGAGGACAAGGUUCUUCACACUGAGGACAAGGGUCCACACUCUAACAAGAAGGUUCCUCACUCUGAGGACAAGGUUCCUCACUCUGAGGACAAGGUUCCUCACUCUUAGGAAAAAGGUCCUCACACUGAGGACAAGGCUCCUCUCUCUGAGGACAAGGCUCCUCACUCUGAGGACAAGGUUCCUCACUCUGAGAAGAAGGUUCCUCACUCUGAGGAUAAGGUUCCUCACACUGAGGACAAGGCUCCUGACUCUGAGGACAAAGUUCCACACUCUGAAGUCAGGUUCCUCACUCUGAGGACAACGUUGCUCACUCGGAGGACAAAGUUUCUCACUCUGAGGACAAGGUUCUUCACACUGAGGACAAGGUUCCUCACUCUGAAGGCAGGUUCCUCACUCUGAGCACAAGGUUUAUUUUUCUGAGGACAAGGUUCCUCACUCUGAGGACAAGGUUCCUCACACUGCGGACAAGGUUCCCCAUUCUAAGGACAAGGUUCCUCACUCUGACGACAAGGUUCCUCUCUCUCUGAGAACAAGGUCGUCACUCCGUGGACAAGGUUCCUCACUCUGAAAGCAGGUUCUUCACUCUGAGGACAAGGUUCGUCACACUGAGGAGAAGGUUUGUUACUCCGAGGAAAAAGUUCCUCACUCUGAGGACAAGGUUCCUCACUCUGAGAACAAGGUUCCUCUCUCUGAGGACAAGGUUCCUCAAGCUGAGGACAAAGUUACUCACUCUGAGGACAAGGUUCCUCACUCUGAGGACAAAGUUCCGCACUCUGAGGACAAGGUUGCUCGCCCUGAAGGCAGGUUCCUCACUCUAAGGAGAAGGUUCCUCACUCUGAGGAUAAAGUUUCUUACUUUGAGAACAAGGUUCCUCACUCUGAAGACAUAGCUCCUCACUCUGAGGACAACGUUCGACACUCUCAAGACAUAGGCACCUCAUUCUCAGGACAAGGUUCCUCACUCGGAAGACAAGGUUCCUCCGUGUUAAGGCAGGUUCCUCACACUAAGGACAAGGUUCCUGAUUCUGAGGACAAGGUUCAUCACUCUGAAGGCAUGUACCACACUCUAAGGACAAAGUUCCUCACUCUGAGGACAAGUUUCCACACUCUAAGGACAAGGUUCCUCACUCUGAGGACAAGGUUCCUCAUUCUGAGGACAAGGUUGCUCACUCUGAGGACAAGGUUCCUCGCUCUGAGGACAAGAUUCCUCACUCUGACGACAAGCUUCCUUACCCUGAAGACAAGGGUCCUCACACUGAGGACAAGGUUCCUCACUCUGAAGACAAGGUUCUUCACACUGAGGACAAGGUUCCUCACACUGAGGACAAGGUUCCUCAUUCUGAGAACAAGGUUUGUCUGUCUGAGGACAAGGUUCCUCACUCUGAGGAGAAGGUGCUUCACACUGAGGACAAAGUUCCUCACUCUUAG